AUGAAGGUUGGGGAGAAGGCGACGUUGGAUAUUUCUAGUGAUUAUGGAUAUGGAGAGCGGGGAUUUCACGGCCACAUUCCUCCGAACGCGGAUUUGAUCUUUGACGUAUAUCUCAAGGGUCUCCAGUAG
Messenger RNA from Sordaria macrospora k-hell, 129 nucleotides. RefSeq lists its product as uncharacterized. Gene Ontology annotation, molecular function: peptidyl-prolyl cis-trans isomerase activity. The record is from RefSeq and is a predicted model, not a curated record. Gene Ontology annotation, biological process: protein peptidyl-prolyl isomerization. Gene Ontology annotation, cellular component: cytoplasm. Lineage: Eukaryota; Fungi; Ascomycota; Sordariomycetes; Sordariales; Sordariaceae.